Messenger RNA from Mytilus californianus (California mussel), 1031 nucleotides. RefSeq lists its product as uncharacterized. The transcript is spliced from 6 exons. Bases 62 to 973 code for a protein of 303 amino acids. The record is from RefSeq and is a predicted model, not a curated record. Lineage: Eukaryota; Metazoa; Mollusca; Bivalvia; Mytilida; Mytilidae.
GAUAUACAUGUAUCAUUUACUGGUACAAACUUGCACAUAGACAAGUGCAUGUCAGUGGCAUAUGACAAAAUGUCAAUUUACUAUAGAGGCUUGGAGACAAACAUUGAUAGCAACUCGUCCGACUAUUACAGAAGAUUUCAAAAUACUGAAAAUACAGACUUCAAUGAGCAAAUUAUUCCGAUUCAACGUCAAACAUUUUUUAGAAAAAAAUAGAAAUUUACUAUUUCUCGUAGCUGGCUUGGUGGUUGGAUGUUUUGUGGCUGUGGUCAUAAGUUAUGCUUUCUUUUCUCUUGGGCAGAAUCAAGGACAUGGAAAUUGCCAGCCGUAUGAAGUGACAUCUGGUGCCCAAAAGAAGAACCAAACGUCGGUGACAACAGACAGUGGGAAAAAGGAAAAUAGUGAUUUUAAACAAAUAUUUGUGGCAUGUACUGGAAAUAGACAGUCAGUAUUGGACGCUUGGAGAAAUUCAUCCAUUGGAGGGGACAUCAGCAACAUUAAAGACUCGUGUACCAAUCGACACCUUAGGAGUACAUUGAUUGACAACUGGAAUGGCUCAAUGAUUGAUCAGGUGAUAGUUGAACUUUUCAGAAAUGAACAAUUAGCUGUAGAGAUGUUUUUUGAUGGUCGAGGUUCAACAAGUUCUAAUUGGUUCACCAGGAAACGACUACGUUCUAAUUCUUUUAACGACCUGACGCAAAUGUCUACCUUCAACUUUUUCUCAAUGAAUGGUGACCAAACCGUUGACCGCCAUUUCUUCAUCAAUCGUAACUAUGGAGGCUGUGCAAACGACAAAGGAUGGAUGGUGGUGAUUGACAAGGCUGAUGCAAAUUACCGACCCUGCAAUUUUGAUAAGUUACCUGGAAAGGCCUACCCAUAUAUACUGUAUGGCCCUGAUCAGCAGCUUGCUCAUUAUUACUAUGGACUGUAUGCAGUUGCCGACAUGAUGGUUAUAUCAAUUUCGACAUUAGGUUGAGAUGGAGCAUCAUGCUACAAGAAAAGUUUUACUCCAAAAUAAAAUAAUAUUGGACCUG